This is a messenger RNA of Effrenium voratum, 378 nucleotides long. NCBI's taxonomy places the organism in Eukaryota, Dinophyceae, Suessiales, Symbiodiniaceae. The record is from the annotation of a GenBank genome assembly.
AUGGACGACGACGUGCCGCCCCCGCCCCCGCCGCCCCCGCCUGAAACCAAGGAGCUACAAGAGGAGCCACACUGGCGGGACCGCCCCAUGGAGGCCUCGAAGCGAGCGGCGCCGGGUGACACGAUCAAGGAGUUGAGUGCACUACUUCAAGCGCUGGGAGCGGAGUCCCCGCGCGGCGACGCGGAGAGGGCGCAGGAGCCCCAGGCAGAGGUUGAGGCGACUGAAGAAGUCGAGGAAGAGCGUGGCCGCGGUGGGAGGUCCUCCGCCAGCCGUCGCGCAGCACCGGGGGACACUCUCCGGGAGGAGUUGCUGGUCAUGCGCCUGGGUGCCGACUCUGAGAAGGCUGCGCUGGAGCAUACCGGGCGCGGCCGACGCUAG